Larimichthys crocea (large yellow croaker) is the source of this 2105-nucleotide messenger RNA. It is a transcript of the gene gpr157, whose product is annotated as G protein-coupled receptor 157. Bases 254 to 1222 code for a protein of 322 amino acids. The record is from RefSeq and is a predicted model, not a curated record. Gene Ontology annotation, cellular component: plasma membrane. Gene Ontology annotation, molecular function: cAMP binding; G protein-coupled receptor activity. The transcript is spliced from 4 exons. Gene Ontology annotation, biological process: adenylate cyclase-activating G protein-coupled receptor signaling pathway; cell surface receptor signaling pathway. Lineage: Eukaryota; Metazoa; Chordata; Actinopteri; Sciaenidae.
ACUGACUUCUGCUUUUAGUUCCGGUUGGUGCACCAGCGGGGAAGGAGGUGUUAAACACGGAGGAAAAGUUUGUUUGGUUCACUUAUAAGCGAUGGACGAAGUGUGUUUAGUUCAUAUGGUGGAGAGACUUUGGUAAUAUCCUAAAUGUGGACUAAUAUGAGAGACUAGUGUGCUCUUUGGAGGAGUGUUUACAAACCUGGCUGCACACUCGUCCAUGAGAUAAUCGCAGCUCACAUCUAAUCAGCAGCGAACGAUGGCAAAUGGGAAUCAGACAGUUGUGUACGUGUCUGAGCAGGUGGUCGUGUUGUUUACAUGUGCGCUGUCGUUUCUGGGCUCUUCUCUCAUCAUCCUCACCUUCAUUAUUUGGUCUGAUUUGAGGACUACUCCGAGGAAGCUCCUGGUUUACCUCUCGGUGUCUGACUGGCUGUCCGCCGUCUCUUACGCCUUCGGAGUGUGGAAAGUUUUCCGCACCGACUCGGUGGACUGCGUCGUUCAGGGGGCGAUAUCCACUUUCGCGAACACCAGCUCCUUUUUCUGGACUGUGGCCAUUGCUGUUUACCUGUACGUUUUUAUCGUGAGGUCCAACCAAAGAGUGGCUGACAGCCUGGUGUUGUUUUUCCACGUAGUCAGCUGGGGCAUUCCAUUGGCCAUCACUGUUGCAGCCGUGUCCCUGAACAAGAUUGGCUACGAUGCAUCAGAGGUGUCGGUGGGCUGGUGCUGGGUCAGGAUACACGCAUCUGACCGGGUCCUGUGGAUGCUGCUGACUGGAAAGAUCUGGGAGUUCUUAGCUUACCUCACCCUCCCUGUCCUCUACAUUCUGAUCAAGAGGCACAUCCACAUAGCGCAUGCUGCCCUCUCCGAGUACCGUCCCAUCUUGCCCAACAGGCCUCAAACACACUCCUUCACCUCCAUGGCCGACGUGAAGCUAACACUCAUCCCCAUUAUCUUCAUCGCCCUGCGCAUUUGGAGCACAGUGCGCUUCAUACUGCUGCUAGCUGACUCUUCAGCCAGGCAGCACCCAGUGCUGGUCACUCUGCAUGGAAUUGGCAACACCUCGCAGGGAGCAGCCAACUGCAUCAUGUUUGUAUUAUUAACCCAACCAAUCCGCGCACGUCUCUGCACAACGCUCUGCUGCUGCUGCUGCUCCAAGUGUCGAGCAGAGGGGCAGCACUCACAAAACAACCCUCAUAGACCACUGGAGGGACAGGACGCCUCCACAUAGAGAGCAGAAGAAGACAGCACCAGUCGAGUCCGGACUGAUAGAGGAUACUAGAUUCUGUGUAUGUGAAACUUGACACAGGGUGGAGGUCUGUUGUACACUGUGAAAAACAGUUUAGCAGCUUUAUUUAUCAUGUAGCGUGUGGAUACACUCACACUGAGGUUAUCACUGUGAAAUGAAUAUUCAGAUUUCAUCUUGUUCCGCUGAGUAUUCGGGUGUUGUACUGAUGGGGAAGUGUUUGUUAAGGUAAUAAUUAUCACGACACAAACACAACUGUACAUUUGUUUCCGCUUUUUAUUGUUACUUUUACAGAACAUUCACACAAAGUGUUCUCACACACAAAUUUUGAUCUUUUGACUAUCAAAGUCUGUCGACUGUGGUCAUCUUGAGUUCAUGGAAGAGAAAAAGUAUCAAAACGUCUGUAGAAACUUCUCAUAUAAGUCCUGCACUAUAGUCCUCUGGUACUUCUCUUCAUUUGAUCUAUAUGCUUAGUCACUGUUUUGCUAUAAUAUGGCUGACCACAAUGCUGCUUUCAGAGCUUAGAGGAAGGAAAUGGCGCAACAUGGAAGUACAUUUUGUCAUAUUUAGGUGAAUGAUCAAGUCUUCGUGACAGUUAUUCAUGGAUGACUGAUGUAGAGGAAAAUUAUGCUGCACGUAUUAUGUGAAAAGUUUCUAUGAAUUACACUUUUGAAUACACUUUUUUUGUCACGUUUAGAAACAUUUCCUUUCAAGCAAGAUACUGAAAAGUGUUUUUUUAUUAUUAUUAUUUGGGUAGAUUAUCAUUUUGUAAUAUAAAAUACAUUUCCAGUGUAUGUAUGUGUGUUUGAGUGCAAGAAAAUAGUUUGACCAUCUCUUUAAAAUAUAAUAAAUUGAGAUAUAGACACAA